AUGGAGUUUGCCCCCAACGGUGAUCUCGAUCGUCUUAUUGAACGAAUUAUGGGGUCUUGGGAUCGGCCAAAGCAAGAGUUACCGGACAGAGUCUUGUGGCGAAUUUUCAGGAAUCUCGCGAGGGCUGUCGAACUUAUGGACUCGGUCGACCGCACAAUGCUUCCACAAACGUCUCCUCCUCCAUCUUCGAGUUCUCCUACGAGUUCUGCAUCAGGCAGCACAAACCCACUCGUGGCCGCUGUAUUCGCCAGUGCCGCCGCAAAGGCCAAUAAAUUAGUACAUUUCGAUAUCAAGCCACAAAACACAUUGAUUGGCGAUAUCGUGCCAGGCGGUGAUCCACUAGUCCCCGUUGUCAAGAUGGCGGAUUUUGGUCUGGCACAAUUCAUUGACGAAUCUGAGUAA
This is a messenger RNA of Pestalotiopsis fici W106-1, 402 nucleotides long. RefSeq lists its product as uncharacterized. Gene Ontology annotation, biological process: protein phosphorylation. Gene Ontology annotation, molecular function: ATP binding; protein kinase activity. Bases 1 to 402 code for a protein of 133 amino acids. NCBI's taxonomy places the organism in Eukaryota, Fungi, Ascomycota, Sordariomycetes, Amphisphaeriales, Sporocadaceae. The transcript has 4 exons. The record is from RefSeq and is a predicted model, not a curated record.